CCUGAAACCGGAACUUGGUGUCAGAGCCGCCCCUGGGCCGGGCGGGCGCCUCAGCCAUGGCCCUUCGCAAGGAGCUGCUCAAGUCUAUCUGGUAUGCUUUUACCGCGCUGGAUGUAGAGAAGAGUGGCAAGGUCUCGAAGUCCCAGCUCAAGGUGCUGUCCCACAACCUGUACACGGUCCUGCACAUCCCCCACGACCCUGUGGCCCUGGAGGAGCACUUCCGAGAUGAUGACGACGGCCCUGUGUCCAGCCAGGGUUACAUGCCCUACCUCAACAAGUACAUCCUGGACAAGGUGGAGGAGGGGGCUUUUGUUAAGGAGCAUUUUGACGAGCUCUGCUGGACCCUGACGGCCAAGAAGAACUAUCAACCAGAUAGCAACGGGAAUAGCCUGCUCUCCAAUCAGGAUGCCUUCCGCCUCUGGUGCCUCUUCAACUUCCUGUCUGAGGACAAGUACCCUCUGAUCAUGGUUCCUGAUGAGGUGGAAUACUUGCUGAAGAAAGUGCUCAGCAGCAUGAGCUUGGAGGUGGGCUUGGGUGAGCUGGAGGAGCUGCUGGCUCAGGAGGCUCACGUGGCUCAGACCACUGGGGGUCUCAGUGUCUGGCAGUUCCUGGAGCUCUUCAACUCCGGCCGCUGCCUGCGGGGUGUGGGGCGGGACACCCUCAGCAUGGCCAUCCACGAAGUCUACCAGGAGCUCAUCCAGGAUAUCCUGAAGCAGGGCUACCUGUGGAAGCGAGGGCACCUGAGGAGGAACUGGGCAGAACGCUGGUUCCAGCUGCAGCCCAGCUGCCUCUGCUACUUUGCCAGUGAAGACUGCAAGGAGAAAAGGGGCACUAUCCCAUUGGACUCCCACUGCUGCGUGGAGGUGCUGCCAGACCGCGAUGGGAAGCGCUGCAUGUUCUGUGUGAAGACCGCCUCCCGCACGUUCGAGAUGAGCGCCUCAGACACGCGCCAGCGCCAGGAGUGGACGGCUGCCAUCCAGACUGCGAUACGGCUGCAGGCCGAGGGGAAGACAUCGCUGCAUAAGGACCUGAAGCAGAAGAGACGCGAGCAGCGGGAGCAGCGGGAGCGGCGCCGGGCAGCCAAGGAAGAGGAGCUGCUGCGGCUGCAGCAGCUGCAGGAGGAGAAAGAGAGGAAGCUGCAGGAGCUGGAGCUGCUGCAGGAGGCGCAGCGACAGGCGGAGCGCUUGCUGCAGGAGGAGGAGGAGCGGCGCCGAAGCCAGCACCGCGAGCUGCAGCAGGCGCUCGAGGGCCAAUUGCGCGAAGCGGAGCAGGCCCGGGCCUCCAUGCAGGCUGAGAUGGAGCAGAAGGAGGAGGAGGCUGCCCGGCAGCGACAGCGCAUCCAGGAGCUGGAGGAGAUGCAGCAGAGGCUGCAGGAGGCCCUGCAACUGGAGGUGAAAGCUCGGCGAGACGAGGAGUCGGUGCGUCUCGCCCAGACCAGACUGCUGGAGGAGGAGGAGGAGAAGCUGAAGCAGUUGAUGCAGCUGAAAGAGGAACAGGAGCGCUACAUUGAGCGGGCACAGCAGGAGAAGCAAGAACUGCAGCAGGAGAUGGCACAGCAGAGCCGCUCCCUGCAGCAGGCCCAGCAGCAGCUUGAGGAGGUGCGGCAGAACCGGCAGAGGGCCGAUGAGGAUGUGGAGGCUGCCCAGCAGAAGUUGCGCCAGGCCAGCACCAACGUGAAACACUGGAAUGUCCAGAUGAACCGGCUCAUGCAUCCAAUUGAACCUGGAGACAAACGUCCCACCACCAGCAGCUCCUUCACAGGCUUCCAGCCCUCUCUACUUGCCCGUCGUGACUCCUCCCUAAAGCGCAUGACCCGUUGGGGAUCCCGGGGCAACAGGACCCCCUCACCUGUUGAGCAGCAGAAGUCCUUCAACGGUGGAGAUGAGACCCCUGUCCCGACUUCUACCCCUCAGGAAGAUAAACUGGACCCAGCACCAGAAAAUUAGCCUCUGUUAGCCCCUUGUUCCCCUGACCUCAUGCCCACCAGGACCUGGCCACAGCUGGCCUGUGGGUGACACCAGCCCCUGCUAGGUGAGGGAGCUGAGAUCCUGGUGCCAGCGCCCCAGGCCCUCCAACUAUAAAACAGUCCAGGGUGGAACCUGGUUCAUCAUUCGCACCAGUCCCAGGCCCCAGACCAACGUGGCUGCCUAGGAUGUUGAUUCGUGAGAACUUGGCCCUGUGCCUUAGCCCCAAGGACCCAGUGACCUGGUCUGGGACAGAGAGAUUACAAGCAAGUCGGGAGCCAUCUGCCCCCAGGCUCCCACCAAGUUGGGGAGGCACAUUUCUAAAUAAAACUGCUCUUGGAAUGAU
Messenger RNA from Choloepus didactylus (southern two-toed sloth), 2310 nucleotides. RefSeq names its product DEF6 guanine nucleotide exchange factor (gene DEF6). Gene Ontology annotation, cellular component: cytoplasm; nucleus. The coding region runs from base 57 to 1946 and encodes 629 amino acids. The record is from RefSeq and is a predicted model, not a curated record. Lineage: Eukaryota; Metazoa; Chordata; Mammalia; Pilosa; Megalonychidae. The transcript has 11 exons.